CAGGAAUCAAAGCUUUCUGGGCGAGUAUUCAGAUUUAUGUCUUCGAGGAUCGAUAACGAUCAUGCAACCACUGAAAAGGGAGUUUCUAUUACCAUGUUCUAUCCACAGUGUGAAGGUGGAAGCAGUAUUAACAAAAACUCGUAUAGGAUGAUUUGUUCCGACUAUGCGACUCGCAAACUUUCGUAUGAAUCGGACAGACUGCCUGAUUCGUCGAGACUGGUAUCUGCCGUGGUAGCACAAGGUGGCGGGGUUAAUUGUGCCGGUAUCUGGUGGAAAGAUCUGGCAUAUGGAAUUUGCUGGUAUGAUUUGACCUUCGUCUCCCUUCCUUGUUACGACCUAGCAAAUACUUGGCGCCGUCGUGGCUAUGGACAUCAGUUCUUAACAGAAUUGAGUUUUCCAAGGAACUUCCUCAACCCAUCACGCUGUGCUACUCAUGGAGAGCAGGAAAACUGCUUGUUUUUUGGCAUUGUCAUUCCCAGUGGAGACCCACUCGCGCCACUGCCUGAUGGAGAGGGCAAGCUUUAUGCGGAAAGCUAUCGCCGGAUUGGUUACAGUGGGCUACAAACAGUACGAGAUUUCGAGCCGCCUUUCUCACAAAGAGUCAGGUCACUGAGAUUGCACUCUGUUGACAGAGGGGAAGAGGGGGUUGAGGUCGAUCGAUGGGCAACAUGUGAGGAUAGUAGCAUGAUGAUGGGUACUUGCAGAACAAGCAUUCCUCUUCUACUAUGUGCUGCCGUGGCACCAUUCCUCGAGACGUACAGUAUUGGGAAAUGUCUAACUUUGAUUGAGCAUAUGGAAAAUUGAUGCCAUUUGUUUUGACUCCCGGGAGACGAUCUUCCUCAUCUCUUUCCAUCUUCCCUUGGGGAUCUUGCGUAAACUCCAGCUAAACUCAAGGCACUGCCUUCCAAAUCUCUUGCGCAACGUGUCCCAUUGUUGCUGCCACCCCAGUGACGAGUACGAUCGUUCGGUUCGUUGAUCUGCUUGUCUAUGUCUGCCACAUUAAA
Hyaloscypha bicolor E is the source of this 1004-nucleotide messenger RNA. RefSeq lists its product as uncharacterized. The coding region runs from base 37 to 804 and encodes 255 amino acids. NCBI's taxonomy places the organism in Eukaryota, Fungi, Ascomycota, Leotiomycetes, Helotiales, Hyaloscyphaceae. The record is from RefSeq and is a predicted model, not a curated record. The transcript has a single exon.